This is a messenger RNA of Lactuca saligna, 891 nucleotides long. NCBI's taxonomy places the organism in Eukaryota, Viridiplantae, Streptophyta, Magnoliopsida, Asterales, Asteraceae. The record is from the annotation of a GenBank genome assembly.
AUGGAAUCACAUUGGUGUUACAACGAUGUUCGUUUCAAACCUUCCACCAGAGAUCAGUCCAUAAUAAUGACUUCUGCUAAGUUUGGCGAGGUGGUGGACAUCUAUAUCAUGACAAAGAAGGGUGCUAAGAAGAAGUGUCUUGCGUUCGUAAGAUUUAAAAAGGUCGUAGAUGAGUAUGGGCUAGAGAAAGCUUUUCAAGGAGUCAAAUGCGGUUGUAGAAUCUUGGAUGUGAACAUAGCGAGGAUUGAAAGGAAACCUGUUGGUCCGUCGGAAUGUGGAAACAUUAGAAACCGAUUACACAACCGAAUUCCUUCAACACUAGGAUCUAAAGGAAGAGUGAGCCGGUCUUACGUGACAGUUGUAACAACAUGUGAUCGUGAUUCAACUCGAAUCCUACCUCCUCCUCCACAAAUGAAAGUUGUUCCCACUAGAAUCUCUGAUGACUCACCACUUCAGGGAUGGAUUAAAGGCCUUCUACCGGAGUUAUGGUCGGAGGAAAAUUUCACAGCCAUCGUCAUGACCUAUGUUCAGGUGGUGGUUUCGUUUGUUAUGGAUCAAACAGAGGCGAACUUAUCCUUUGGAAAAGUUGGCAUCCUAACAUCAUCACUGACGAACAUCUACUAUGAAUCAUUGGUGGAGUUUAAUAGUAAAAUCAUGAAAAUCGGAAUUGUAGAAGUGGAUAUUGACUGCGUUCCAUUGAAGUCGCACAUGCGUCAAUUAGACAUGUGCUCAUCAUCAGACGAUGAUGGGAAUGAUAAUGAAGGAGAUGAUGAUGAGGACCAUAACACAGCCGAUAUUGCCUGGUCACCGAUGGCAGAUUCGUUGUCGACAAACGCUUUAAAUGACAAGGAUGGUCGGAGAAUCGAAAGAAAUAGACUUGGGGAACGUUAA